AUGGAUUUCACGGAGGCUUAUGCCGAUAGAUGCUCCACUAUUGGUCGGGCUGCAAGAGAAGGCGAUGUUUGUCAACUGCAACGUUUACUUAGAGAAGGAAGGCCUACUGAUGUUCGAGACAACCGUGGUUGGGAACCUUUACAUGAAGCAGCCUGGGCCAAUAAUACGGGGUGCCUUCAGGUCUUAUUACAAAAAGGUAAUGUCAACGUGAAUGCAAAAAGUUUUGAAGGUGAAACAGCUUUACUGCUUGCAGCUAAGAAAGGAAACCACCAAUGUAUAGCAGCACUUCUUCAUUAUGGCGCCGAUCCAAACUUGACCACCCCUGAGGGAUACAGUGCUCUUUGGGAAGCUGUCAAUGCUCGCUCGUACCAAUGCGUGAAAUUGCUUAUUGAGAAAAACGCCAACUUGGAAGCUGUCACAUUCACUCAGACAACGGCACUACAUCAGGCCGUUGAGAUGAAUGAAAUACGAAUCCUCGUCUGUUUGUUGAAAUGUGGCGCCAGAUUUGAUGUUGUCGAUGAAAACCACUUAACACCUAUAUUUUUGGCUGCCCAAAAGGGACAUUUUGAAUGCCUGAAAAUAUUACUGGAAAAAUCUACUGAAUCAGAUUUUGGGGCUCUAGGUGAUGUCGCAGCCUUUGAUGGAGCCACUCCCUUGCUAGCAGCAGCACAGGAGGGACAUUAUAAGUGUGUGGAGUUGCUCCUCUCCUACAAAGCCAAUCCCAACAUCUUCACCCUGGAUUCCAUUCCAAUAUGCGCUCUGCAAACUGCCAUUGUGUGUAACAAACUCAGCUGUGUAAGACUUUUAUACAAGGUUACAGAUUUGGAAAGAAUCAAGGAAAAUUGUUCAUCAGAAUGGCAACCUGUUUGCCUGGCACUUGACCUUGCCACCACAGACGUUCUGCGAUAUUUACUAACUGAAGAUCCCACAAGAGACAUGACUGUAUCGUAUGAGAAUUGGCGCCACCAGAAUUUCUGGGAGAAGGCACCACUUCUUUCACAUGCCACAUCGCGAACGAUGAUGUUUGAUACUGUGAAAACACUGCUUGAGUAUGGGUUUGAAGUGAAUGAUUUCCGUAAUGGCUUGAUGCCACCGAUGUUAUCAGUUUUGAAGUCGAAACGUCUUGAUUUUUUCGAACUGUUUUGGGAGUAUGGUGCCUGCCCAAAUGUCUACCACCCUCACAUUUCAGGCAACUGUUGUGUUCUCUUUGCACUUGAUAAUGAUCUCACGAGUCAGGACAUCACGUUACCAAAUUUUGAUGGACCGUUUUUGCAGCAGGUACUUCGGCAUGGCGCCGAUGUCAGGUCAUGUCUACUGAAUGAGAGUCAGCCAUUUGGAGAUGAGCCUUGCCAGAACAUUUCUUCUUUGUUUGAGAAUCAUCAACUUAAUGAGCAAUAUUUUGAUACAAUCCUGAAUGUUCUUUUAUUCAUGGGAGGCUCUUUCCUCUGCUUGAACGAGUCACUAGCAAAAUACGUCAGCAAAAAUGAAUGGACCAAGCUCAAACAGACUAAUGAAAAAAACAGUUCACUGUCACAUCUUUGCCGUCUGCAAAUAAUUCGUAUUUUGCAAAAAAACAAAAAGUAUGACGAUGACAGUAUAGCUUCCCUUGCUCUGCCAUUGGCUGCCCAAGAAAUGCUUCACGUAGCUAUUUUAUUAUAUUCAUAUCUAUCUAUCUAUCUAAGUAUGUUCAUAUCUAUCUAUCUAUCUAUCUAUCUAUCUAUCUAUCUAUCUAUCUAUCUAUCUAUCCCAGACUGUGCACCUUCCCUUCGUAUCUAUCUAUCUAUCUCAUUCUGUUCAUAUCUAUCUAUCUAUCUAUCUAUCUAUCUAUCUAUCUCAUUCUGUUCAUAUCUCUCUAUCUCUCUAUCUAUCUAUCUCAUUCUGUUCAUAUCUAUCUAUCUAUCUAUCUAUCUAUCUAUCUAUUUCAUUCUGUUCAUAUCUAUCUAUCUAUCUAUCUAUCUCAUUCUGUUCAUAUCUCUAUCUAUCUAUCUAUCUAUCUCAUUCUGUUCUAUCUAUCUAUCUAUUCUAUCUCAUUCUGUUCAUAUCUCUAUCUAUCUAUCUAUCUAUCUCAUUCUGUUCAUAUCUAUCUAUCUAUCUAUCUAUCUCAUUCUGUUCAUAUCUCUAUCUAUCUAUCUAUCUAUCUCAUUCUGUUCAUAUCUCUAUCUAUCUAUCUAUCUAUCUCAUUCUGUUCAUAUCUAUCUAUCUAUCUAUCUAUCUAUCUAUCUCAUUCUGUUCAUAUCUCUAUCUAUCUAUCUAUCUCAUUCUGUUCAUAUCUAUCUAUUUCAUUCUGUUCUAUCUAUAUAUCUAUCUAUCUAUCUCAUUCUGUUCAUAUCUAUCUAUUUCAUUCUGUUCUAUCUAUAUAUCUAUCUAUCUAUCUAUCUAUUUCAUUCUGUUCUAUCUAUCUAUCUAUCUAUCUAUUUCAUUCUGUUCAUAUCUAUCUAUCUAUCUAUCUCAUUCUGUUCAUAUCUCUAUCUAUCUAUCUAUCUCAUUCUGUUCAUAUCUCUCUAUCUAUCUAUCUCAUUCUGUUCAUAUCUCUCUAUCUAUCUAUCUAUCUCAUUCUGUUCAUAUCUAUCUAUCUAUCUAUCUAUCUCAUUCUGUUCAUAUCUAUCUAUCUAUCUAUCUAUCUCAUUCUGUUCAUAUCUCUAUCUAUCUAUCUAUCUCAUUCUGUUCAUAUCUCUCUAUCUAUCUAUCUAUCUCAUUCUGUUCAUAUCUAUCUAUCUAUCUAUCUCAUUCUGUUCAUAUCUAUCUAUCUAUCUAUCUCAUUCUGUUCAUAUCUAUCUAUCUAUCUAUCUAUCUAUCUCAUUCUGUUCAUAUCUCUAUCUAUCUAUCUAUCUCAUUCUGUUCAUAUCUCUCUAUCUAUCUCAUUCUGUUCAUAUCUCUCUAUCUAUCUAUCUAUCUAUCUAUCUAUCUCAUUCUGUUCAUAUCUCUCUAUCUAUCUAUCUAUCUCAUUCUGUUCAUAUCUAUCUAUCUAUCUAUCUCAUUCUGUUCAUAUCUAUCUAUCUAUCUAUCUAUCUUCAUAUCUAUCUAUCUAUCUAUCUAUGUUAUCUAUAA
Acanthosepion pharaonis is the source of this 3048-nucleotide messenger RNA. The record is from the annotation of a GenBank genome assembly. Lineage: Eukaryota; Metazoa; Mollusca; Cephalopoda; Sepiida; Sepiidae.